Molecule: messenger RNA, 11303 nt
Organism: Homarus americanus (American lobster)
Lineage: Eukaryota; Metazoa; Arthropoda; Malacostraca; Decapoda; Nephropidae
Product: transcriptional regulator ATRX-like
Exons: 34
Coding region: 220-9240 (3006 amino acids)
Cellular component (GO): nucleus
Molecular function (GO): ATP-dependent chromatin remodeler activity; ATP binding; ATP hydrolysis activity
Source: RefSeq, a predicted model, not a curated record
UUGGUUCAGUGUUCCCUGAACCGAGUGUCUCUCAUCCCCGCCAUGUCGCUGGCACAGUGUAAACAAUCCUAGUCUGCUGUGUGCGGGAACUCUCUGUUUAUACCACUACACCUUCAUGCCAGAGUACACAACGAAUUGCAUGGCUCUUCAACAGAUAUGAUGGGCUGGUGUCUGCACUAGUUUACUGUGCCGUACAUUUGAGCAUUGUAAGAUAUAAUAAUGGAGUUUUUCAAUAUGGAGGAGGAUCCAGAUGGCUGCAGCCAACAGGUGGCAGUUAUAAUGACUGGGCAGGUGUACCGUGAAGCUGGGUUGAAACACAGCAAGCAUCCUGUGGUGGAGGGACAGCUGUAUGACAAACUAUGCCAGAUUGGUAAACACAAACUGAGGGAUGAUGUCCGAAAAAUGGCACUAAGUAUUGCACUUUCAGUGUCAGACAAAGAGUUUCAACCAACAGUAGCUUGGCUAGACAACUUUAUGCGACGUUUUUGCCUAUCAAAGAAAAAAAUGGGUUUUCACAGCUCAGCCAUGUUGAAACAAAAGGGUUCCAAGAAGCCAGAAGUGCUAGGUCCACCACCAUCUAGUAUGAGCGGUCUAACACAGGAGGACGUGUUCAAUGCCCUCGGAAUAAAUGUAGAUCGUGGUAAUGUUACUAAUGAAGAAGGAACCAUGGAUGAGAACUCAGCCUUAAUGGAAAAUGGAAAGUCUGCCGAGGAAAUUGCCAAUGGACAGAACAGCUUUGUUGAAGUGAAUGGGGAAAAAUCAACAGAUACUAAUCUCCAAAAGGAAGAUAAUGAACCUACAGCUAAAAUUGAUGAAAACAACACUAAAGACACUACAAAAGAUGCAGAAAAAACCAGUGCGAUUGUGAAUGACAAAAUAGGCCGCCUGAGAGUUACAGACAUUGCUUUAUUAAGUUAUAGUACAGAACAGACUAGUGAAAAACCAAUCAACCUAGACAGUACAAGUGAAAAUGAAAUAGAAAUUUAUGAAUACGUGAAAGGUGAUAACUCAUUUACGACUGAUUCUGCGAAUAAGACGACUAGCAGUUCACAUUCAGAAAAGAAUGAGGAAAUGGGGAAUAAAAAUCAAAUAUUGCCAGAUGACAAACAAGGAAAUGAAGAAGACAUGGAUUGUAGCAUUGUUAAUGAAAUAGUAAAGGAAAAUGAGAUAGAAUUAAAAGAGGAAGAAAAUGAAACAAAAAAUAAAGAAAAUGAGAAAGAAUCGGUGGAAGAAGGAAAUAAAAAAGACCCGUUAAAAGAGUCUGAAAAUGAGAUAGAAUCAAGGGAGGAAAAAGAGGGAAAAGAUUGUGAAAAUGAGAAAGAAUCGGUGGAGGAAAGAAAGGCAAAAAAUUCAAAAGAUAUGAAAAAUGAGAUAGAACUAAUGGAGGAGGGAGAGGAAGAAAAAGAACCGGAUUCCUCAAAUGACACUGAAAAUGAAGAGACUACUUCCGUCACAGAAGGAAAUGAUGAGUCCACCCAAAGUAGUGAUGGCAAAUCAGAAGAUGAGAAUGACAUUGAACAAGAUGGAGAUGAAAAACAAAAGGAUGAGGGUGACAAGAAAACAUUAAGACAGCAGGAGGAUGAAAAAGUAAACUAUUCAAAGGAAGAGAACAAAUAUUAUCACAAGCAAAAAGAUGAACUUAAUAAACGGCUCAGUGGAUCAGUAGUGCGAUGCACAUCUUGCAAUGAACAAGUUAACCAUCAGAUAAGGUCAUUGGUCCACACACACCCAGUUCUUGGAGUCUUCAUUUGCAAGAGAUGCCGGAAGUACUACGGCAAAGGCAGAUACUGCAAGGAUGAGGAAGGUUAUGACGAGUACUGCCGCUUGUGUGCAGAGGGAGGUGAUCUUCUGUGUUGUGAACAAGAAGGUUGCUUCAAUGGUUUUUGUAAGCGUUGUGUGAAACGGACCAUGGGUCGAUCUGAGUUAAAAAAAGUAGAAUCCACAGAAAAUUGGGCAUGCUAUGUGUGUGAUCCAUCACCUAUGACAGAACUACGAGCCCUUCACCGUACCAUCCUGAGCAACCUUACGAAAUCAGAAGAAGAUGAUGCUAAUAUGUCCAGAAAGGAACUGAGGACUCACAAGCUGAAGAUUAAAUUUGACUUGUUAAAGCGAACACGAUUGGAAAGAAGCUUUAAGGAAGAACCUCAAGAAAAAUCAAAGACACCUAAGAAGAAAGCGGUAAAAAAAGUAAAAACUGAACCAGUUGCUUCUCAUAGCAAGCUAAUGGAAGUCAUUGAUAACAUGUCUGAGAUGUUGUCUUUAUGUCUUAAUAAUGUUAAGACUAUCAAGGGGAGAUGGCAAAAAGGACAAUAUUCCGAAGAAGCGACAGAAAAAACUGGAAAGCGUAUUUUAAAGCAGUUAAAUGCCUUGCGUUCAAACUUUGAAUUGAUGGAAAAUGAAGUGAAUGAUCAUCUUGAUAAGGUUCCUCAAGGAGACUGUCAAAAUGAUGAGUCUGCUGGGAAGGAUAAUGAACAAGCUGGUGGCAGUAAUACAGAAAAUACAUCUGCUAAGGAUUUAGUUGCAGAAAGUGUCAAAAAGACUGGGAAGGGGAAAAAGAAAGUACCUAAGGAGAGUGAUGAUGAAAAGCUUAAAGGAAAGGAAGAUAACAAGAAGAGGGAAAAUCGUAGGAGUAAUAGAAAACAGAAAAAGAAUGUAGAGAGUGAUAAUGACAGCCAAAUUCAAGAUGAUGAAAAUGACAACAGUGAUGAAAAUGCAGAAAAUGUCAAGAAUUCCAAAAGUGAACAAGCAAAGAGUAAAGAAAAACCAAAAGAAAGCAACGAAGAGCUGAUGGAUAUGGCUGAAGUCCCUAAUACUAAUGUUGAUCUUUUUAGGUCUGACGAUGAACAUUCUCUUCCAGAUCUUCAAGAUGCAAUUGAUGACAUAUUAAGUGAUGGAAACAGUGAUAUUGAUGGUGCUCUAGAAGAUGGGAUAGAUGGUGGAGUAGAUUUUGAUGAUAUAGUUGGAAUUAAAAAAGAAAAUACUGAGAAAAGCACAAAAUCCAACAAAAACACAGAGAAAGAAGAUGAUGAUGACGAGAAAUCAGAGAGAAAACAAAAACUAAGAUUAAAAAGUCGGGGCGAUGGAGCCUCUAAUCAGGAGGGCAAUUUGGCGACAGAAGACAACGAGGAUGAUGACUCGUCUCGAUUGUCCAAAAACACUACAUCAGAGUGUGUGGAUAGCGAUGAUGAACCGAAAAAGACAAGAACUUCAUUGAGAUUGCAAAAAGUCAAGGACAAACCCAAAGAUGACGAAGGAGGUGAUGUGGAAACAGAGGAAGAGGAACUUAAUAGGAAAUCUAGUAGAAGAGGUUAUAGGAGAUCCAACAGGAGAAAAACUGCUAAAAGUAAUAAAGCUGAGAGUGAGGAAGAGGAGGAGGAGAAGACCAGCAAGGACAGAAAGAAGUCUAUCAAAAAGAAAAAUCGAGAAGGUGAGGAGAGUGAAGGUGAUGUGGAAACAGAGGAAGAAGAACUUAAUAGGAAAUAUGGUAGAAGAGGUUUUAGGAGAUCCAACAGGAAAAAAUGUGCUAAAAGUGAUAAAGCUGAGAGUGAGGAAGAUGAGGAGGAGGAGGAGGAGGAGGAGGAGGUGACCAGCAAGGAUAGAAAGAAGUCUAUUAGGAAGAAAAAUCUGGAGGGUGAAGAGAGUGAAGAUGAGAGGAAGUCUAGGAAAGGGAAAGCAAAAGCCAAAAGUAACAGGAAUGAUGAUGAUGGUGUUGGUAGUGAUGAUGGUGGUGGUGAUGGUAAUGAUGAUGAUGAUGGUGGUGGUGGUGGUGGUGAUGAUGAUGAUGAUGCUGGAAAUAGUGAUAUUGAUAAGAAAACAAAGAAAGAGUCAAAGAAAGAUGUUAAGAAAAUAAAGAAAGAACUUAAAGACGGAGAAGAAGAUGGUGAUGAUGAAAAUAAGAAAGUACAGAAAGAAUCAAAGGAAGAGGAUGAUAAGAAGAAAAUUAAGCAAGAGCCAAGUAAAGUGGAUGAUAAGAAGAAAAUUAAGCAAGAACCAGAGGAAGUUAAUGAUAAAAAAAUUAAGCAAGACCCAGAGGAAGUUAAUGGUGAUGAUGUCGAGGGAGAUGAUGAACAUGAAGGUGAUGAUAUGGAAAAUAAAGAUAAUCAAGAAAAGGAGGAGGAUGAUGAUGAUGAGGAGGAGGAGGAAGAAGAAGAAGAAGAAGAAGAAGAAGAAAAAGAAGAAGAAAAAGAAGAAGAAAAAGAAGGUGAACUUGGCAGGAAAGGCAAGAAAAAAGAUGAAGAGAAAGAUGAGAAGCUGAGAAAGAGAAGAAGACAAGAGAAAGAAGAGAACAAAAAAAGGAAAGUAAAAGAAAAUGGGAAAAAUAAAAAGCGAAGAAAUAAGAAGGAAGAUGAUGAGGGAGAAGGCAAAAGGAAGAGAAAACGUAGAGAUGUAAAGAAAGAAGUAGAGGAUGAGGAUGAUGACUCUCAGGACAGGAAGAAAACAGAUAGAAGACGAAGCAGAAGAAGAAAAAAAGACGAGGAUGAAGAUGAAGAUGACAUUAUGUUGGGACUUGUUGAGGAGAGUUCAGAAACGUCAAUGGAAGAAAACACCGAUGAAGAAAUUAGAAGGCGGCAAGAAGACAGGGAACCCAUGAAAAAGAAAAAGAAACGUUCACCAAAAAAGUCUUCUGCAGGUUCAGGAGAGGAGGAGGAGGAGGAGACAAAGAAGAAGAAAAAGAAUGCAAGUAAGGACAGUGAUGAGGGGAGUGACAAAGAAGAUGGUAAAGAUGAUGAGGAGAAUAAGGAAAGUUCUUCAGAGGAGCAGACUAAAGACAAGCUCAAGAAGGUAAGCAAAAUUAAAAGAGAAAAAGAAGAGGGUGAUGAAAUGAACUUGGAAAAUGAGAAAGCAUUAUCCACAUUGUUGGCAACUGACACUGAUGAAGAAGGGAAAGACAAGUCAGGGGUAGAGAAAGAUGACAACACAGGAAGUAAGAAGAGUGUUACUGAAACCAAUGAUGGUGAGAACUCUGAGGAAAAUGUUUCAGAAAAGAAGAAAAAGGAGAAAAAUGCGAGCGAAUCUUCAGCAUCUGAAACUGAAAAGAAAGAGAACAAAUUAAAGAAAUCCGAAGAUAUUAAAUCACCUGUGAAGACAGACAACCAGAAGGCAAAAGCCGCCCUACUUGAGAGUGAAAGUGAAGAUGAUCUCGAGGAUAAACCUAAACCACGAUGUAAGAAGAAAAACUUUAGAAAGAAAAAGUCUUCCAGUGAUAAUGACGGAGAAACAAACAGGCAACGCAUUAGAAGGAUUAGGAGGGCACUUACCGAGGAAGAACAAGAAGAAUUGAAAGUAAAACAGCUUGAAAGUAAGUGCCAGGUUGACAUGAAGGAUAUUACUCCACUCGUAAAAGAAAAACUCGAGGAAGAUGAUUAUAUUGAUGUGCUGGACUUCCCAGAAUUGUACUCCCCUAACAGACAAAUGUUAGACAGUGAUGAUUGUGAUGCAGAUGAAGAAGAAUCCGACAAGGAAUUCUCAAAAUUAAUGAAAUUUAAGAUGAACAAAAUACCAAAACCUGCUCCCAAAAGCAAGAAGAAGGCAGUAGAACCUGAUACUGAAGAGGAAGAAGAGGAUAAGGAGGAGGACAAGAAGGAAGACAAGGGUGAAGGAGAGGUUGAAGGAGAGGGUGAAGGAGAGGGUGAGAAGAAAUCUAGUACAAAGGUGAAUAAAGAAGGUGACAAAAAGAAAAAGGAAGGCUUAUUAGAUAUUAGUAUAGAUAAAGAGGAUGAUGAUGAUGAGGAGGAGGAAGAAGAAGAAGAAGACGACAAAAAGAAAAAGAAGAGUAAGAAGGAAGGAGGUAUGUCACUGAAUGAAAAGAUGAAGAAGCAGAUCCUCAUGAGCAGUGACGAGGAGGGGGAGGAUGAUGAUGAUGAAGAUGAUGAAGAUAAGCCAAAAAAUGAUGCAGAGGAGGAGGAAAAGGAGAGAAAGAAAUAUGAAGAGAAAAAGAAGAGGAAAGAAGAAGAGAAGAACAAACGAGGAAGUGGGGAAGAGUCUGGUGGUGAGAAUGUUCCAAAGGUGUAUAAGGGAUAUAUGAAUUUGAAUAUAUCAUCUGAUGAAGAUAAAGGAAGUGAUUAUGAGGAUGAUGAAGAGGAGGAAGAGGAAGAGGAAGAUGAUGACGAUGACAGUGACUUUGAGGAAUCGCCCAGAAAGAAGAGAGCAUUCCAGAUAUCUUCUUCAGACAGUGAAGGUGACGGUAAGAAGAAGAGAAAGAAGGCGACCACAACAGAAUCAGAUAGUGAGGAAGAUGAGGAUGAUAAACCAAAAUCCAAAAGAAAACGUAUAAAGAAAAUGACUUCAUCUUCAGAUGAAAGUGGUGAUGAAGAAAAUAAAGAGGAUUCACCAAGCAAGCAUAAAAAGAUUCGUCGGGUAAUACGAGAUGAAGACCUACUGGAGACCACCAAGAAUGCCACACAGGAAGAAGAAGAGCGUCGAAAACGUAUAUCAGAGCGUCAGAAACGGUAUAACCAGAUCUUUGAGGUUGAUGUGGAAUCUGACCAGAAGGAUUUGGGUAAAUUAGUCCUCGACUUUGACCCAGAAACUAAGUCUGAGCUUGUUUCUGUUCAUGAGAAACUUGUUAAAUUUUUGAAACCUCACCAGUUCAAAGGAAUAACGUUUAUGUGGAAUGCAACUGUGGAGAGUGUGGAGAUGAUGAACAGUAAGCCUGGUAGUGGCUGUAUCCUUGCCCAUUGUAUGGGUCUAGGUAAAACUCUGCAGGUAAUUGCCUUCGUCCACACCUUGAUGACUAAUAAGAAGACUGCAAGGCAUGUAUCAAAAGUUAUGGUCUGCUGCCCGGUCAAUACUGUUUACAACUGGGUUAGUGAAUUCACCAACUGGCUCAAAGGGAAGAUGUUGCCUUUUGACGUUGUGGAACUUGCUUCAGCCAAAGAUUUGUGGGGUAGAGCUUAUCGGCUUGAUGACUGGUGGCGGGAAGGAGGUGUUUGUAUUAUAGGCUAUGACAUGUUCCGUAACCUCUCAAACAGCAAGUCCAAGAGAUAUAAAGGCAAAAUGAAAGAGAUCUUCCAAAGGACACUAAUAAAUCCUGGUCCAGAUCUUAUGGUUUGUGAUGAAGGUCACAUAUUGAAGAAUGAGAAGACUGCUCUGUCUAUAGCAAUCAAUCAGAUUAACACUAAAAGACGUAUUGUGCUUACUGGUACUCCUCUCCAAAAUAAUCUUAAGGAAUAUCACUGUAUGAUUCAGUUUGUUAAACCAAAUCUGCUUGGCACAAAGAAGGAGUUCAUGAACCGGUUUGUUAAUCCCAUUGAGCAAGGCCAGUGUGUUGAUGCAAUGCCUAGAGAUGUCCGGAGAAUGAAGAGGAGAGCUCAUAUUCUUCAUAACAUGUUAGAGGGGUGUGUGCAGCGAUUUGACUACACAGUAUUGAAGCCUUUCCUGCCUCCCAAGUUAGAGUUUGUUGUGUCUGUGCAGUUGUCAGAUAUCCAGCGUCAAUUGUACCAGUAUUACCUUGAUAACCUGGCCCAGGGUGGUCCUAAACGUCAAGGGUCGGGUCUGUUUGUGGACUUUGGUGCUCUCUCUCGAGUAUGGACUCACCCUAAGGUUCUGGAAUUGGCAGUCAGAAGAUCAUUGUUUCAGGAUGAUGAAGAGGAUAUGGAUGAUUUCAUCUGUGACGACACAUCAACUUCGGAAUCCUCAGAUGAUGAAAGAUCACGAAAGAAAAAGAAGAAAGGCAAGAAAAAGAAAGAAGAAGAAUCUGAGAUAGAGGAAGAAGUGGUUGAAGGAGAGACAGAAAUACCUGGUCCCAUCCAUGGAUUGACUGAAAGUGGUAAAGUCAAAGUUGAUUGGUGGAAGAAGGUGCUGGAGGACAUUAUUGGUGAUGAUUUUGAUGAUGAAUUUUUUGACAAACUGGAACACAGUGGUAAACUUGUACUGCUGCUAGAUAUCGUACGAGAAUGUACUUCUAUUGGUGAUAAAGUAUUAGUUUUCAGUCAGAGUCUGUUGGCUCUGGAUAUGAUUGAGGACUUCCUGCAGUUGAUAGAUGAAGGGGAAUUAGAGUUACCACAACCCGAAGAUCCUCUGCCUCUUCCGUUCAAGCAGUGGAAAAAAGAACGUGAUUACCUACGUCUUGAUGGCUCCUCUGCACCUGACGCGAGAAAAAAUAUGUGCAAAUUCUUCAACAGCUCCACCAAUGAGAGAUGUCGACUCUUCCUUAUCUCAACACGAGCUGGAGGUCUCGGCAUCAAUCUGGUUGCUGCAAACAGAGUGAUCAUCUUCGACUCCUCCUGGAACCCAUCCCAUGACACUCAAUCCAUUUUCAGAGUCUACCGUUUUGGACAGAAAAAGCCAUGUUACGUUUACCGUUUUGUUGCACAGGGGACCAUGGAGGAGAAAAUCUACUCUCGACAAGUAACAAAAAUGUCAACAGCCUUACGAGUUGUGGAUGAACAUCAGAUCAAGCGCUAUUUUAAAAUGGAUGAAUUAGCGCAGCUGUAUGAGUUUACUCCGUCUGCCAUCACCGAGCGUGAAACUCCUAUUGUCCCAGAGGAUCGGCUAUUGGCGGAAUUGCUAAAACGCCAGAAAGAUUGGAUAGUUAAUUAUCACGAGCACGACUCACUUUUGGAAAACCAAACAAGUGAAGAACUCAGUGAAGAAGAACGAAAAGCAGCAUGGGAUGACUAUGAAAAUGAAAAGAAGGGCUUCUUGGUGCAGCAGCAAAGAAACAGUGUGAUGCCUGUGGUGGGUAAUGCAGCCAUGAUGACCAAUCCUAAUUUGCCAUCACUCUCUCUCUCAUCAUUUAGUUUUGAAGGUGUUGUUAACACAAUUAAAGCUCAGAACCCCAACUUAACACAGCAGGAGAUGUGUGAGAGUGUAGUAUUAGCAACAAAACAGAUUCAGAAGAUACAUCUCAACCACUACCAACGUGUUCAAAGCAUGGUGUACAAUCUGAAGAACCCAAUGAUAGCACCAGAGCAGAGGAAACUCUUACCAUUUGGGAAUCAUCCAGAGAUGCUUCCUAUGUUAGAACAGCAAUUGAGAAUGCUGGAAGAAAACAUCCAACGAGAAAACCAAGUCAUUAACCACAUGACACAAAUCACUCCACAGAGAGACCAGGUGUCCAUGGCCAAUUUGAUGUCUGCAGGACUGAUUCGUGGUCAGCCAGCCAGUACAGGGGUUACUUCAGCCACAGCUAAUUAUGUUGGAAGACCAAGCAAUGCUGGAACCUCCACAAUGAGACCGCUUCAGCAAAACCCCCCUGAACAGAAUCCGGGAUCAAAUGAUGUGAUCAUGCUUGACUGAGGUGCAUAUUUCUAGGUCUCACUGUGUUAUUGUGUUCCUGAGUGUGUACAAAGGAAAAUGUUGGUUUUAGGGAAUCUCAGAUUUUCAACAGUGAUAUUUCAUGCUCGUUGUAAUCUUUGUUUUUACUCUUUUCAAAUUGUAAUUGGCAUGAUGGUAUGUAAGAAGCUUUGUCAUUUCCAUAUUUCUCAAUUUCCAAAUUUAAAUUUAUAAUUUCCUGCUCUUGGAUUCCUUAUUCCUGUUCAUCACCUUGUUUAAACUUGGUGAGAUAACCCCUCAUCCUUUCCUCACAUUCUUGUUUUUUUAGUGCAAGCAUAUGGCAAGUGCUUCAUAUAUGUGAGAGCCAGCUAGUGUAAGCAUGUGGCAACUACUUCACUUUUAUGAAAACCAGAGUGUGAGUACCGUAUAUAGCAACUGCUUCACCUACGUGAGACCCAUUUAGUGAAGCACAUGGCAACUGCUUCAUUUAUGUGAGCCAGACCAAUUUAGUUAAUCUUUAGCAAGUGCUUUGAGCAUUGAUAUUGAAUGUGAAGCAUUUACAUGAAUGGAAAUAGGCAGUGACCAGAAUGUUUGAGGGGAAUGCGUCAGGUGUUGCCCCUUUGUCACCCUAUGAGGAAUGUGGGGAAAGGUGUAGAUGAGGAUACUGGUGAAGAAAUAGCAGCAUACUGUACAUACAUUUUUUGAGUACAGCACAUUUUAAAGAAUAUCUUGGGAUACUGUUCUUCAAAUUUUUACCAUAGCAUUACUAUGAAGUUUGAUUCUAGUAAUAAUGUUUUGAUAUGAGUAUAUUUUCAUUCUUAUGAUUUGUUCCUCGGUUUGAAAACUUGCUGUUGAUGGAUGAAAUAUCUGCCCUGGGGUUUUUUUUUUUGUGAAGGCACAGCAAGAAUAAAUCUGGUAAGUUAUUAAUACAAAAUUGUAAUAUGGUUAACCAUUUCCUAAAGUUGUUUUACUGUCAUAUUCACUAAGAAAAUUACAGUAUAUUUUUUUAAUUCUUUUAUAAUUUAUAUGUGGGACUGAAGUUUCCAUUUUGAUUAAUAUAUUGCACAAGUAAACAGGAUGCUUUUGAGGUAGAAUCUUGAAACGAGAUAUUUAAAGUACUGUAAUACUGUAGUAAAAUGUGAACAUUUCAUUUUAUUUUUCGUUUUAACUUCUAAAAGGAGAAUACAUAAAAUGAUUGGAGCUCACCAUAUAAUAUGUUCAUAGUAUUUGAGCCAUUCUUGCAAGUACAUGAUCAUUUAUUUUCGUUUUGUAGAAUCCAAAAUAUAAUUUGGUCUAUAAAACACAAGGAAAGACAUUAUUGACAUUUAAUUAGUACAUGAUUUACAAGGUAUAAUUAUCAGAACUAGAAGGAAAACUCUAUCGUGUAAUUAAUACUGAAUGUUUUACCGUCAUAAUAACCAGACUGGCCCAUGUUCUUAACUCUCUCUAAGCUCUGAUAUUUUGCCCACUGUUCCAUUAAUUAACCUAACUGGUGAAAGUCCUCAUAGUUCUGUUGCAGAUAUAGGAGGCAUUUACUUGGGCUUAAACUCUAAUGGUGUCCUGGUUUGGAGACUAAGAAUUCCUCCAUUAUAUCUUCCAUUAGAAUCUUACCAGUGAGGUAUUUAUAAGCUAGUCUUACCUUUUCAAUAAUGUUGGGGUUGUAUUUUGAUUCCGAUUUUUAGUUUUUUUAUCUUAGUUUACCAAAAAUAAAUCUUUAUUUUUAAAUCAGUUGUGAAAAUAUGGUAAAGUACAAAAUACAUUACCACUUUGAUAAUGAAAAUAAUUAAAUCCUUUGGAAAAUAUUGCCCCAACAGGAUAGUUCACAUAUGGAUGGGUUUAAUUACAAGAGCUUACAUACGAGGGUUCUGAAACAUUAUCAUGUAUCAUAAACCCAAUAUCAUUUAAUACUUGUAGACCAUUAAAUGCAUGUUUAGAGGAUUAGAAAUUGAUAGGUAUACCAAAAUUGGAUAUGGUGUAGAGUGGCUAUUUAUUUUCCUAACUUGGGAUAACCUGUCUUGGAAUUUGUAGCAUUCCUGAUGGUAUAUAAAUGUAAUGAUGAUUACAAUAAUAAAUGUACUUCUUUAGUA